Molecule: messenger RNA, 14343 nt
Organism: Plasmodium falciparum 3D7
Lineage: Eukaryota; Apicomplexa; Aconoidasida; Haemosporida; Plasmodiidae
Source: RefSeq, a predicted model, not a curated record
AUGAAUAAUAUCAAUUAUGAUGAAGAACUCAGAACAACACACUUUUAUCAAAAUAUACCAAAGUCCCAAAGAAAUGAACCUGCAAUAUUUUUAAAUAAAGAAAAAAAUAAUGAACAUUUAAAAAGUAAUAAUGGUUUUGAUGAGACCUAUACUUUUUCUAUUCAUAACUAUGAUAAUGUAAUAAAAAUGAACGAGAAAAAAGAAUUAAAUAAGGUACUCCUAAAUUAUGAAUUAGGGACACAGAGGAUGGAAUGUUUUGUUGGAAUAGAUAAUGAAAAUGUUCUUUAUAUAAAGGAAGAAUAUAUAAAUCAUAUUAAUAGUAAAAAUAUCCUUGUAAUAAUAAACCUAUUUGUUUGUAAUUUAUUUUAUCAUUUAAAGAAUAUAGGUAAAAAUAUCCACAAUCUUUAUUUAUCCUUUGAUAAAAUCGUUUCUCCUUUUCAUUUCAGUUUUAAUAAUAACUUUUGUGAAAAAUGCAUUUCAGAUGACAAUCAAAAUUUUACCUGUACUGAACAUAAAAAUUAUGACUUUUCUGAACUGAGUGAAAAAAAUUCUGAACAGGCAAGGAGAAAAAAAAAAAAAGAUUAUAAAGAACAAAUAUCUUCACAUAAUUAUAAUAAAACAAAUAGUGAACACACAUUUAUGCACACGUGUAAAAAAAAAGAGAAGAAUGAAUAUCUUCCUAAUGUGUUAAUUUUAUGGUGUAAACGGGUAAAGUAUGCAAUAAAUAUUUAUAAUAAUAAUAAUAAUAUUAAAAUUAAGAAAAAAAAAAAAAUUUUGGAACAAAAUGGACAAACGGAUAAUAACUCAAAUAAUUUAUUUUGUGAUGAAAAAAGCAGAUAUAGUAUAAAUGAAUGCAUUAAUACCUUAACAGAUGCAAUAUUUAAUAAGAAAAAUUUGGAUAUAUUUAAUAAUAUUCAUUUUCUUUUUCCUAAGGAAAAAUCUUCUUUUACAAAUAAAAUAAAACACAUUGAAUCAAAAAGAAAAAUUGAAAAAAUUCCAAAAGAAAAAUCCCCUGUUGAUAAAAAUACUUCUACACACAUAAAUGGAUAUAAUAAUAAAGAUUUCUUAUUAUUCGUAGAUAAAGAUACACUUAAUUAUAAUUUAGAUAAAGAUGAUAAUGUUAUAGAGGAAAUAACUGACUUAUAUAUAAUUAAUUAUAUAAAAUGUAAAAUUGAAGAUUAUUUUAAAAAUGUAGAAGUAAAAAAGUUUUGGAAUAUAAUAAAUGUGCAGUAUUUAACAAACUUUGAUUAUAAAUACCCAUAUAAUAAAAGGGGGAAUGAAAAAACAUUUUAUAAUUCUAAUAAAAAUUUUUAUGAAUCUAUUUAUGAUUAUAUUCAAAUUAUAAGGAAAACAACUGUUAAGAAAGAUAUAAAAAUAAAUGAAAUAUCUAAAAAUUGUGAUGAAAACAAUAUUAAUAAAAAAGAAGAAAAACAUGUAACAAUUCCUACAACCCCCCUUACUUUAGAAAAGGGUAGAAUUUUAGAUAAAGAAUUUAUUUUAAAAGACAUGUUCAAUAAUCCUAUUAAAAAUUAUCAUAUAAAUGAAGUUCAAAUUUAUUUAAGUAAUUAUGAUAAUAUAUUUUUAAAAACAAUUAUGCGUUUUUAUCUUUUAUUAAAUUUUUCUAUAGAACUGUUAACAAUCCUUUAUGAAGAUAUUGAUUUAUAUUCUAUUCAUAUAUUUUAUUUGUAUGAGAAAUUAAAUGAAUAUAUAUAUAAUGAACACCAACUUUGUAGUAAAAAAGGAAAUUUUAAUAUCCAUCAAAUAUAUCAAAGUGAAGAUAAGAGUGGUGAUUUUUUUGAGCAUAAUGGAAAUAACUUAAGUCAUUUUUUUAAAAAUAAUAUUUAUGAAAUGACUAGAAUGAAAAAUAAUAAUGAUGAUACAUUUCAUUUUAUAAAUUCUAAUUUAGAUGAUGAUUUAAAUUAUCGUAAUAAAAAUAAUAAUAAAACGAAUAAUGUUAAUAUGAGUAAUAAUAAUAAUAAUAAUGAUAUUAUUAAUAAUGUGUAUAAUUUUUUAUUUCAUAAAAAUACCAAUCAUAACAUUUUUCUAUUCAAGGAAAAGAAGUUAGAUUGGUUUGUUUUCUUUUUAUUAAAGAUAUUGAUGAGAAAAUUAUGGUUUGAUAAACAUGACGACCAUGAUAAUUAUUAUAGUGAAAAUAAUAAUCAUCAUCAUCAUCAUCAUAAUGAAUAUAAUUAUAAAAUGAGCACAAGAGGGAAAGAAUAUCAGAAGCUACUCAAUUCCUUAAAUGCAGAAAAAUAUAAAGAAAUACAAAAAGAAAUAAAAGCAUUAAUUAAGUAUACUUUAGAAAAAAGGAAAAUACAUUUUGAGCCUAUUAUUAAUUAUUUACUAAAUAUAUAUAAUAAAUAUAAUAAAAAAAGGAAAGCAUUAAAUAAUAAUAAAAUUGUAAAUUCAAAAUAUGCAUCUAUUCUAAAAAAAAAUUUUCUUUUAUAUUCAUUAGAUUUUUACACAUUAAAAUAUUUUUCACGUCGUGAUUUAUAUGUAAACAUGAAUGGAUUUUAUAAACCAAGACGUAAAAAAUACGAAUUGAAAAUUCCAAGGUAUAAUAAUAAAAUGAAAGAGAAAAUGAACAGAUAUAAAAAGUAUGUAAGGACAUUUCAUUCUUUAAUAAUAAAAAUACAAGAAGUAACAAAUGAAUCCAGAAAAACAUAUAAUGAUAAUAAUUUGAAUAGUAGUUCUAGAGAUAUAUUUUUCAAAAUAAACAAAUUUAUAUUAUUAAGAAAAAGUAGAAUGAUAUAUUUAAGACAAUUAAAAAAAAGGGUCUAUUCUUAUUAUUCGUUAAUACCUAUAUAUGGUAACAUACAACAGACGGAAAAGAGACGUAACAAAAAAAUACUUGAAGAUAAUAGGAAAAGGAAGAAAACUAAAAAGAAUAAAAAGAAGAACUUAACAAAAAAAAAAAAAAAAAUAAUAAAAAAAAAAAAUAAAAAAAAAAUAAAAAAUAAUAAUAAUAAUAAUAAUUGUAGUAGUAAUAAUAGUUACAAAAUGAAGAAAGAUUUUUUUUUUCGUGAGGGUGUGCACAAGAAUUUUUUUAUAAAAAUAUUAAAUAUUAUAAAAAUAAAAGAGAAAGUUUCCGAAAUUGUUAAAAACAAAAAUACAAUUUAUAAAAAGUUAGUUAAAAAAAUUAAUGAGCGAAAUUAUAUUUGUAUAGAGAAAAUGAAUAAGAAGAAAAUAAAAACUUAUGAGUAUUAUUAUAAUAUUUUUAUAAAUUUAUUAAAAACUGUGAAGCAUCAAGAUCAAAUUAUUAUGAAUAUUUUAUUUAGUAUGUUGAAAAAUAUUAAUGAUCAUUUGAAUCUUUUUUAUAAAAAUAUAUGUCUUUGUAUUCCAUGUAAAACGUCAGAACAAAUAAAUGUACAAAAUGUGAUGAAACAUAAAAUUGAAAUAUUAAAAGGUGAUACUAGUUUAUUUCAUCAUUCUAAUAAUGGAAAUAUAAGGCAUAUAAAUGAAAAUGAGCAAGAGGAAAACUAUUCACAUUUAAAAAAAGGGGAUGUCGGUAUUAUGGAUAUAAGUAAUAUGGACAUGAACGAUAUAUGUGUAUAUAAUAAUAAUGAAUUUAAUAGUAACACAAUAGAUAACCAUAUUUAUAGUAAUGAUGUUCAAGGUAAUAGCCAACAUGAUAAUAAUCUCCCUGGAAGUAAUUCUGUAGAAUAUAACCCUUAUAAUGAUAAGAUACAUGUAGAUAAUAAAUAUAGAGACAAUAAAUAUAGAGACAAUAAAUAUAGAGACAAUAAACAUAAAGAUAAUAAACAUGAUAGUAAUAAAUAUGAUAGUAAUCCUCCUAGUAGUCAAGCACUCAGUACUGAUCCCCCAAGUAGUAAUCCUCCGGGUAGUAACGCAUAUAGUAUUGAUCCACAAAAUAAUAACCCUUAUAGUAAUAAUUUAUAUAGUAGUAAUUUAUAUAGUAGUAAUUUAUAUAGUAGUAAUUUAUAUAGUAGUAAUUUUUAUAGUAGUAAUUUAUAUAGUAGUAAUUUACAUAGUAGUAAUUUACAUAGUAGUAAUUUAGAUAGUAGUAAUUUACAUAGUAGUAACGCACCUAAAAGUAACAUUCUACAUAGUGAUAAAUUUAAUUAUACACUUAAUAUAUUUAAUGAUGAACACAUACCAAAUAACAGUGUUUGUACAAAGGAUACAUCAAAUAUAUGUUGUAAUAAUUUAAGUUCUAAUACGUCUUGUAGUAACAAUGAUUUUAACACGAAUGUAAGCUCUAUUAUGGAUGAGAAAUCGAUGAGAUUAGAUAAUAGUAAUUCUAUAUUAUUUGAUAUGAAUAAUAAAAAUGAGACAUGUAAUAAAAUAAAAAAGAGUUCGGAAUAUAAUAGUAUAUUUGAAAAAUUAAAUAAAAAUGAAUAUAAUAAAAAGGAUAAAUGUAUAAAUUGUGAUUCUUUACUAAAUGAGGAUAUAAUAAGAAAACGAAAAAUGAUGUUAGAUAACUUUUUCAAUAUAGAUAAAUAUUAUAAAAAGAAGAAUGAAAGAACUAAUUAUUUAAUAUAUGAUAUAAAUAUUUUAAAAGAUUAUUUAUAUAUAUAUUUAAAAAAAUAUUUUGAUGACAUUAUACUUUUAUUUGAAUAUUUUUUUUCUAUGUCAUCUAAUUUUUUUUAUAACGAUUUUGUUAAUAAGACUUAUAAAGAUACUAGAAUUAUUGAAUCAAGGGAAUGUAGUAAUACAUAUAUUAAUAUAUGUAGAACGGAGGAAAUAUUAGAAAAUAUUUUUUCCUUAUCAAGUUAUGAUAAUUUUCAUAUAUAUAAUAACAACGAUUGUGAUAAUAACAGUGAUAAUAAUAAUGAUAAUGUAUUAUUUAGAACAAGGGAUUAUAAUAAUUAUGUGUUUAUAAAAAGAAUGAAAUAUUUUAUAAAUAAUGAUAUAAUACAAUUUAUUAAUAAAGGUAUGAAUUUGAUAAAUAAUUAUGUGAAUUUAAAAAUAUAUAAUGUAGAAAAAUCUUUCCGUAUCUUAUUUCGAUUACUAAAGGUUAAUAAUUGUAAAGACCCUGUGUUUCUUUUUAAUAUCUUAUGGAGUUUAAUUUUAAAAUAUAGUAAGUAUUGUAGGAAAAAAUUAAUUAAAAAAAGAACCAUAAAUAAAUUAUCUAAUAAUGUAAAUAAAAACGAAAUAGAAAAGGAUUUUAUAUUUGAAAAAAAAAGAAAAAUGUUUUUAGAAAAAUUCGGCUUAAAUUAUUUAACAACAAGUGAAGGUAUUAUUUUAUAUUUGAAAUAUAUUGCACGUGUGUGUAGUGAUAGAAACAAAGAUAAUGAUAUGGAUAAGGAUAAUAAGGAUAAUGAUAAGGAUAAUGAUAAAGAUAAUGAUAAAUAUAAUGAUAAUGAUAAGGAGUGUAGUAAAUAUGGGAUGUUUAAUAUCCAUAAGAACAACUCUUAUUUGUAUAAGAAUCGCUUUUACAAUUUAUUAAGCCGUAAAAAUGAAAAGACCAAUGAUACAUAUGAUACGCACGUUCUAAUGAGAAGAAAAAAUAAAAAAGGAGAAGAGGUUGACGAAUAUAAAGAAGAGGAUAAUAAUGAAAAUAACAACAACGACGACAAUAAUAAUAAUAAUAAUAAUAAUAAUAAUAAUAAUAAUAACAAUAUUGAUCAUUAUAAUAGUGAUGGGCUUUUAAAAGACAUGCUAAAUAAACUAAUGCAAAAAUUAAAAGGGAAAUGUAUUUUACAAGAUAAAAAUAAAAUAAAAAGAGUUCGGAAAGGAGAAAAAGAAGGAAAUGAUAAUUUAAUACUUGAGCAAUUAUCUAAUGUAUAUGAAAUUAUUCAUUCUAAUAAUUUAAAGAAAUAUGAUAAUAUAAAAUUAUUUCUUAAUAUAGAUAAGAAAAAGAAAACCAACCGUAAAAGAAAAUUUAUAUGUGAAGAAGAAAAUGAAGAAGAGGAUGAAAAUUUAUAUAUAAAAAAUAUUGAUAAUGAAAGUAUAAAUAUAAGGAAAAUAAAAAAAAUAGUUAUUCAAUUUAUUGAUGAUAAUAAAUAUGUAUUUCCAUAUAUAUUCAAUACUUUUGAUAGUAAUGUAGUAAGUAAAGACAUGUUUAAAUAUGAAUAUAUGAAUUUAAAUACAAAUUUUAUGUUUUUUCAUUAUUUAAGUCAAAAUGAAUAUUCUUUUAGAAACUCCAUUUUGAAUUAUGUGUAUGGGUAUCCUUUAUUUUGUAUAAAAAAAAAAAAUUCAAACAAUGAAAAUAUAACAACAUAUAAUAAAUAUGACGAUAAUAAAGAUGACCAUAAUAAAGAUGACCAUAAUAAAGAUGACCAUAAUAAAGAUGACGAUAAUAAAGAUGACGAUAAUAAUUAUGAUGCUAAUAAAGAUGAUGAUAAUAAAGAUGAUGAUAAUAAUUAUGAUGAUAAUAAUUAUGAUGAUAAUAAUUAUGAUGAUAAUAAUUAUGAUGAUAAUAAUUAUGAUGACCAUAUUUAUGAUGACCAUAUUUAUGAUGACCAUAUUUAUGAUGACCAUAUUUAUGAUAGCAUAAAAAGAGGUAAAUAUUGUGAUAGUGAAAAAAACAAACAUGAAAGAAAUAAUGAUUAUAAUAAAAAAGAAGCUUCUGAUUUUAUGAAUAAGCAUAAUUUUUCUUAUAACCCUCUUGAUAGUUUUCUUCUUAAUAAUUCUGAGGGUGUUAAAUCAAAAAUGAGCGAUUUUUCAAAUGCUAAAGUUAAUAUGGGUAAUAAAAAAAGUAAAAAAGGAAAGGACAUUGUUCAUAAUAAUGCUGCAAUGUAUAGGAAUAAGAUUUCUAAUAAUAUGAGAAUUAAUAGGGAUCAUACUAUUAAUAGUAGCUAUGAUGACUACAUUAAUAAUAACAAGAACUAUAAUAAUAAAUAUGAUUGUUAUAAAUAUAAUUCUGGUUUUAGUAACUAUCGUGAUGAUGCCUCCAAAGAAAUGUGGCAUAAUAUAAACCCGAACGAUAAAGAAUGGAAAAGGAAAAUUAAGAAAGAACAUAAUAAAAAGAAAAGAAAAUUUUUAAUAAAAAUUUUAAAAAAUACAAACAUUUAUAAUAAGAUACCUUUAAAAUAUAUUCAUUUAUGUGUUAUUGCUGAUAUAUUUAAAUAUUUAAAUUUAGAUCAUAUUGUUAAAAAUAUAAUGCAGAAAUUAUAUGAAGAGAAAUUAAAAGAUAUUCAAGAGAAAUAUGAUGAUAAUAAUAAACAUUAUAUAGGUAAUAUUUUACUAUGCUUUUUAUUAUAUUUUCAUUCAUUUUUAGAUUUAUUAUGUGGAUUAAGAGAUGGGCAUUUUAUUAACAUGUCACAAGAUGAUCAUAUUUUUAACAUAUUUAAUAAUUUCAGUGAUUUGAUAUUUAAUAAUAAAAAGAAUUAUUCUGUUUUCUCGAAAAAAAAAAAAAACAAAAAGAAAGAUGAAUAUAAAAGUGGAGAACGGAAAUGUGUGGAACAAAAAAUAUAUAUGGAUGAAAGUAAUAUUUCUGAACGUAUGAAUAGAAAGAAAAACAAAUGUUAUGUGUAUUUGAAAAAUAGAUAUAGUAAACGAGGAAAUUAUUUAUGGUUAUUAGAAAAGAAAGAAAAAAAUGAUUUAUCAUCGUAUGUUGAUAAUAUAUGGGUACGUUUUAUAAGGAGACGAAACGAAGAGAAGAUUGAAAAAGAUGACAGAGUAAAUAUAUCAUACAAUUUGGUAAUAUUUUUAAAUAACUAUUUAGAUUAUAAUUUUUCUUUUUUAAAUAAUUGUAGGUUAGAUAUAGAUGAAAGUAAAUGUAAGAAUUAUUUAUAUUUAUUUUCUAAUGAGUAUAAUAAAAAAUUGUUUACACAUGAUGAGGAAUGUUGUAUAGAAGAGGAGAAUACAUGUUUAUAUAAAUAUUUAAAUAUAAGUAUUCAUAAUGUUCAUGGAAACGAAUCAUAUGAGAGAUCUGUUUUAUAUAUAUUACAAUUGAAUGAUUGUUUAUUUAAGAAGGGUAUUUUAAAGGAUACUGAAGAUAAUAUAUUUUUUAAUUACGAACUCGUAGAAAAAAGAGAUAUAUAUGAUAUGCAAAUAGGAAGAUGUGGAAACAAUAUAAAUAUACAUGAUAUAUAUAAAAAAGACAAUUAUUUUUUUAAAAUUAAAGAAUGUAAUUGUUGUGAUGAUGUUAUAUGUGAUAAAGCAGAAUUGAUUAAACUUUUAUUUGAUAUUAUGAUAAGAUAUUUAAAUGAUAUGUUAGAUAAAAAAAAAAGAUGUUUACUUGAUGCUGUAAUAAAUUUUAAGAAUUGUAAAAAUGGAUUAGAAGAUAUAAAAUUUACAUAUAUGUUAAUUUAUUUAUUAAAUUAUAAAAAGAAACAAGAUAAAAAAUGUGCUUUGAUAAUAUAUAAAAAUUUAUAUUAUUUAUUAAUUGAAAAAUUAUAUUAUGAACAAAACGAUAAUAUUAAUAGUGAACAAAUGAUAAAUUAUAUUUUUAAUUUAAUUAAAAUAGCUAGAAUAAUAAAAAUAAAAAAUAAACAUAUGAAAAAAUUAUUCCAAAUGUUACAAAAUUAUAUAGAAAAAUUCAAUGAUUUUCAUUUUUAUCUUUUUAAUAAAAUAUUUCUUUUUAUAUAUGAAGAUACAAAAACAGAAAAUAAAAUAUUUUUAAAAACAUAUUUAAAUAAAUAUUUUAAUGAUAGGAAAAUUAUUUCACAUAUAUUUAAUCAUGUAUGGAACUAUUCCAAAGGUUCCAAAUUCUUGUUAUCUCAAAAACAAAAUCAAAAUGAAGGAACAGAAAAUAAAAAGGAUUUUAAUAAAAUUGAUGAUGGUAUAUCACCCUUUGUUUACUCAGAAGAUGUAUGUGAAAAUAUGCAUAUGACUAAAAGUAAUAAUAUCAAUAAUAUCAAUAAUAUCAAUAAUAAUAAUAAUAAUAGUGAAUAUUCACAGAGCAUUUGUUAUUUCGAAAAAGAAAAAAGAAAAGAAAGGAAAAAUCUUAUUAAUCAUAAUAAUAUAUCUCAUAUGGAACUUAUAAAAAAUGAAGAAGAAAAAUUACAACAUAUCAACCUAAUGAAAUAUUCUAAUGAUAUGAAUGAAGAAAUUAUUAAGAAAAUAUCCUUGAAAUAUAAAAACUUGUAUUCUAGUGAUAGUAAUAGUAACUGCUCUUCUCAUGGACGUGUCUUUUUUAAGACUACAUAUGUAAAGCAUAAAAAUUAUAGAAUGUAUGAAAAAGAGAAGAGACAGAUAUUUAUAAAAAAGUUAAAAGAAAGAAGUAUGUUAUAUUAUAAGAAACAUAAAAAAAUUAACAGUGAAAAGAAAAAAAAAAAACACAUUGUUGAAGAUUAUAGUUCAGAUGAAUUUUCUUAUUUUGUUAAUGAAUCUUUUAUACAUUUUGAAACUAAUCUAAAAAAAAAGAAUUAUAACCAGAAGAUUAUGCAAUUAAACAUAAUAGGUUCGUAUAAAGACUAUAAUAAUAUAGAUAUAUUAAAUAAUGUAAAUGUUAAUAUUAAUAGUAGUAGUAGUAGUUUUGGUAGUAGUAGUCUUAGUAGUAGUAGUUUUAGUAGUAGUAGUAGUAGUAAGAGCUAUAAAAGCAGCCGUAACAUUAGUGAUGUGAACAACGAUUUAGAUAAGAAGAGAGGUGAUAAAAAGGUUACUAAUAAUUAUGAAAGAAAUGAUGAUAGAUGUAAUAUGGAUGUAAAUAGGAAAAAAAAAAGAAAGAAUAAUAUAUGUUUCUGUAUUAAUAAUUUAAAUGGUAAUAAUUCCGAGAAUUUUCUAUCUCUUUUAAGUAAUGCUGAUAUAAGAAAUGUUCAAAAGAACGAUGAGAAAAUGUUGUAUGUACAAAAUGAAGAAUAUUUAUAUAGACAUAAUAAUAAGUAUUAUAAUAAUGAUAUAUAUAAAAAUAGAAUGGGUAAUAAAAAAGAUGAAUAUAAAAUAUAUUCUAGGUUAUUAAAAAUGCCACAUGAUAAUUCAUGUUGCCUUAUAAAAUAUAAAGCACAUUAUGAAUUUGAUGAUAAUAGAAAAAAUAAAGUGAAAAAGGAAAGAGAAAAGGAGCGAAAACAAAGGGAAACACAAAUUAUGUGUUUACCAUUAUAUAUUAGUAUAGUGGGUGGAUUGGAUAUAUUUUUAUAUAAUUAUUAUAAUUAUAUUUGUAAUAUGUAUAUAAAUCCUUAUUUUUAUAUAAACACAUAUUACUUUGAAAAAUACAUUCUGAAGAAAUAUUACAAAAGAGAAAAUAACUUAAAGUAUGAUAACAAUAAUAAUAAUAAUAAUAAUAAUAAUAAUACUUAUGGUAAUAGUAAUUAUAUUAGGAAUUAUCCUCAUAAGGAACAUACAACAAAAAAUUAUGAUAACCUUUUAAUCUAUGAUUAUUUUUAUUACAACUAUAUAUUUAACAAUAAAUUUACUACGUAUGAUAGUUUUAAAUGUGUUCGUAAUAAAAGAAUAAGAAGUGAAUGUUAUAUAAAAUUUUUUAAAUAUGGAAAUGAAGGUGAUAAGCAAAUUUUACAUAAGAAAAGUAAUAAUAAUGAAAAGGGAGAAAUAGGACAAAUAGAAGAAGGAGCAUAUAAUGGUAUAAAAUAUAUAAAUAAUAUUUCUGAUACAAAUGUAAAAGGAAUAGUAGAAGACAAAAAAAAUAUAAGAAAUAAAGAUAAGGAUGAUAAUAAAAAGGAUUUGGAUACUAGUGUUUCUUCUUUUGUAUUAUCUUUUUCAUAUGAAGAAAAGGACGAUAAAUAUGAAGAUAAAUAUGAAGAUAAAUAUGAAGAUAAAUAUGAAGACAAAUAUGAAGACAAAUAUGAAGAUAAAUAUGAAGAUAAAUAUGAAGAUAAAUAUGAAGAUAAAUAUAAAGAUAAAUAUAAAGAUAAAUAUGAAGAUAAAUAUGAAGACAAAUAUAAUGAUAAAUAUAAUGAUAAGGAAAGAAAAAAAAGAAAUGACUCACGUAAUCUAAAUAUAUACACAAAAUAUUACAAUAAUUCAAAAGCACAAGAUAAAAUAAAAAGGAAGAAUUAUAAAUCGAUAUGCUCAUCUGACCAAAAUAAUAAUGAAAAGAAGAACUCACCUUAUUAUUUCUUUUAUAUGGAUGAUGAUUUAAGUACAGAUGAUGAAGAUUAUAGAUUAAAAAAAAAAGAAAUAGAUGAGAUAUUUAUAUUAAAAAGGGAUUUAUUUGUAAUUGAUUACUUGCAGAAUUAUUUUAAUUUUUCCGUAAUAAGAAAGAUGAAAAAUAUGAUAGAAGAUAUGUUUUAUAAUUAUAAUUUGAAUGUUAUAUAUGUGAACAGGAAUGUUCAGAUAAGUGAGUUAGAUCAUGAUAUAGGACAAACGUGUGAGAAGAAAAAUGGCAUGUACAUAAACGUAUACAAUAAUAAUAAUAAUAAUGAGAAUAAUAAUGAGAAUAAUAAUAGUAAGAUGUAUACUAUUAAGAAUAAGAACGAAGAAAUGAUUAAUGUAUCCAAAUCUAAUGAGUUAUCCAACAAACAAGAAAUUUUAAAAAAGCCAUAUACAAAUUUAGAGGAAAAGGAUAAAGAAAAAAUGAAAAAAAAUGAGACAUAUUUUAUUGAAAUAAUAAAGAACAAGAAAAAACAUAAUAUAAAUAAUAAUGAAGAGAUAAACAUAAAUAAUUCUCAUAAUAUAUUUCAUAACAGUUCAAUAAAAGAAGAAAUAAUAAAUAAGAAAAAGAUUCAAUUAUCCAUGACAGUAAUAAAUUUAGAAUAUUGGAAACCUGAAAAAUUAAAAGAAGAAGAUGGGAAUAUUAUAAAAAAAAUGAUUCCUAAUUUUAUAGAAACAUAUUUUGAUACUAUUAAUAAUAUAUAUCAAAUAGAACAUACAGAUAAAUAUUUAAUUUUUUUAUAUGAAUUGUGUUAUAUAGAUUUAUGUAUUAAUAAUUAUAUAUUUACCAUGAAAUUGUCAGAUGGGUUAUUCUUUUUAUUUAUGAGUAAUUUAGAAAAUGAGAUCAUAGAUUUAUAUAAAAAGAAUUUAUUUUCUAAUAAUAUUAAAAAUAUGAAUCAUAUAUAUAAUUAUGAAUAUACUUUUAUAUCAUCUAAUUAUAAACAUAAAGAAAAGUAUAGGGAUCAAACUAUGCAUAUAAUUAUGAAUGAGAAUAUUAUAUUUUACGAUUUUCAUUUGAUAAAAAAUUCAAACGAUUUGGACAAAGGCACCAAGAAAAUCGGUUCUAAAAAAGGAAACGUCGUUAGUAGUAAAAAGGAGACGAUCAAAAUGAAAAGGUGUAAUAUAAAUGAUACCAUACGUGAUGGUAAUAAUAACAUAUGUGAUGAUAACAAAAUGUGUGAUGGUAAUAAUAACAAAAUGUGUGAUGGUAAUAAUAACAAAAUGUGUGAUGGUAAUAAUAACAAAAUGUGUGAUGGUAAUAAUAACAUAUGUGAUGAUAACAAAAUGUGUGAUGAUAACAAAAUGUGUGAUGAUAAUGAUAAUAAUAAUAAUAAUAAUAAUAAUAAUAAUAAACAUAGCAUCCUAUGGUGGAAGCAAAAAAGAACAAGCAACAAUGAGAACGAUUAUAAAAAUGGAAAUCCUCCUGUGAUGAACAAAAAAAAAAAGAAAAGAAAAGAAGAAGGUGGAGGCACUAAUAUGAUAAAAAUAGAACAAUAUUUUGAAUAUAUACCAUAUGGUACAAAAAAUAAUGAAGAAAAAAAAAAAAAAAGUUAUGAAAAGGAUAAAGAAGUAAAAGAUAUUUUAGAAGAAAAACAUAAUUUGAUGACAGAAGAAAAUUCAUAUACAAAAUUGAAUAAAAAUCAUUCUUUGAAAAAAAAAAUAAUAGAAUUAAAUAAAGAGAUUUCAAUUAAUGUGUCAUCAAAUAAUAAUAUAUGUAAUAAUCUUAAUAAUGAUAAUAUUGAUGAUGUAACAAAAAUUAGUAACCCUUUAAAUAAACAAAUAUCUAAAGAAAAUUUUUAUUAUAAAUUGAAUUUCUUAAAAGAGUAUGAAGAAAAAGAAAAGAAGAAAAUUAUAAAUGAGAAAAAUAUUAAUGAUGUAUAUAUCAAAUUAUUUUUCACAGAAGAUUUCUUAAUUCAAAAAACGAAUAUUCCAGAAAAAUUCAUAAAAGAUAUGUUAAAAAAAUUAUCACGUAAAAAAUUUUUACACAAAAAUUCAUUCAAAGUUAUGAACAAAAAGAAUAAUAAAACAACACAAUUUUAUGUAUAUUCCUUAGGAAAUUUCGAUGAUCCUAAUAUUACAAAUUUCCAUGAUGACAAAAUAAUAAAAGGUCCUCAAGAAGAGCUCUUAUUAUCACCUUUGGAUAUUCAAAGAUUACAAGAAAAUAAGAUGAAGGAGAAUAAACAUUAUGAUAAUAUAAGAAAUGAAUAUAAGCAUCAAAAGGACAGGCAAAUGUUUAAUGUUCAUCCUUAUGAUUCUUUUGAUAAUGAUAUAGGGAAAGGUAAUACAAAUAUUAUAUGUAAAAACAAAAAAAUAAAAACAAAUAACUUAUUACAAAAUAAGGUUCAUAAAAAUAGUUUAAAUAAUACAACUAGUGUAUAUAAUGAAAGGCAAAUAUAUAGUAUAGUAAAUGAAAAUAUUAAAUGUAAUUUAUAUAAUAAUAAUAAUAAUAAUAAUAAUAAUAAUAGUAAUAUAGUUGAACAAAUAAGUGAUGUAGAUAAAAAUAUUAUUAUUGAAAAGGCUAUGAUUAAACAAAAGGACGAUCAAUUAUUACAUAAUAAUCAAAUGAUGUUGAUAAAUAAUAAUGUAUGUUAUGGAAAUGAUGAUAUGUCAUUUCAUAAUAAUAAUCCUUUUACUUAUGAUAAUUUAAUAUAUAAUAGUGUAAAAAAAAGUAGUCAUUUUGAAGGUGAUUUAAAAAUAAGGAACCUUAAUAAUUAUAUACAUAAAGAUAAUAGUAAUACAAUUAUAAAUACUAAUACGUCUAUAUUAAGUAAUAAUAAUAAUAAUAAUAAUGAUUGUAAUAUCAUUAGUUCUAAUAAAACAGCUGUAAAAGAUAUCAUAUGUAUUAACAAAAAUAAUAUUGUAGAUGAUAACGAACAAAUAAAUAAAAUAGAAACAAAAAAAGAACAACAUCUUAAUAAAAAUUUGAAAGAAAAAAAAAAUAAAACUACGAAUUUGUUAUUAUAUAUUAAUAAUAGUAAAAAAAGUCAUAAUAGUGUUAAUACGAAUAUAGGAGUAAAUAAUGAUAAUCAAUUAAAUAAGCAAAAUAAUGAGCUCGUAGACUACUUUUUGGAUGAUAUAGUUACCGAUAGUGAUGAGGAAAAAACACUUCAAAAGAGACGAACAUUUGAUAAUUUAAAUCUUGAAGAAUCGUACGAAUUUUAUGAAAGUGAAAUUUUAAGAAUUACAAAAGAAAGAAUGAACAAAAUGAAAUUAGAACCUGGAAAAAAUACGUCCACUCCCCUUUUCUUAAUUAUUAAUAAUUUAAAUAAAAUAUUAACAGAAAAAAAAUUAAAACAUAUAUCACAAAAAGAAGUAUUAGCAAUUUUAAAUAUAAUGAUGAAAAAUAAUAAAAUUGCAAGAAUAGGAGGCAAUUGGCAACCCACAUAA